This is a messenger RNA of Cuscuta europaea, 1559 nucleotides long. NCBI's taxonomy places the organism in Eukaryota, Viridiplantae, Streptophyta, Magnoliopsida, Solanales, Convolvulaceae. The record is from the annotation of a GenBank genome assembly.
CAAAAUACAAAAGGCAUUCAACCAUUUAAUUCUUAAGACAAAACGAAGGAACAGGUUCAUUCCUAAGGGUCUCAAGAACACCUAUAAUAAGAGACCCAAGGGAGAACGGUUCAAUCCAUCAAAACCAUUUUGUAUGUUGAGAAUCUAAACGUCAUGGCUUCAUCAUCUUCUACGACACCAUCAACGUUCGAUUUCUCCUCAAUCGAUGUGGCAGGCAACAGACACGAAGUUGCUGCCCCCAAUGUGUCAUUGGGGACCAUGCUCCCACCUCCUGCGCCUGGUGCGAAUUUAUGUCCGCCCAAUCUUGGGGAGAAGCGCGGGGCCUCCCCGUUCCGUGAAGAGCAGGUUGCCAUGGACGGAAAAGGCCUAGUUACGGCGCAGAGUGUUGCCCCCCAGUCCGUGGUACCUGAUGUAAGUAGGAGCGUGUCCGACGCCACCAUGCCCGAGGUAGACGCCGGGGUGAAGAGCGGGCAGGGUGUUGCCCCCCAGUCCGUGGUACCCGUUGCAAGUAGAGGCAUGCCCGACGCCACCAUGCCCGAAGUAGACGUAGGGGUGAAGAGCGGGGUUCCCCCACGUCAUGGGGAACAAGCCGGUAAGAAGAAGAAAGAGGUUGCUGGUAUGCGGGGCAGGCUCGCUGCUCUGGCCGCAAAGGAGGACGCCAGGUUCCGGCCUUCGAGGACCGAAGUCAUCCCCUUCAUCGUGGAAAAACAACACGGGGCCCCUCCUGUUAACCAGCCAGCUCCUACCCUCAGUGCUUCAUCGAUUUUGGAUAUGGCGCGCUCUAUCAAAUCUUACAGCGCGGGGCUAAUGGACACAGCCGUCGCGCUUCAAACAAUAGGUCGUCGUCGCGAUGAGCUCCAGCACCAGGCUGACGAGGCUCACCGUCACUCGGUUGCCGUUCAGCGUCGGGCGGACGAAGCAACAGCUGCUCUGUCCGAGCUCCAGUCAAAAUAUGACUUCCUACAAUCGAAGUAUGAUCGACUGCAAGCAUCGUUCACGGAUGCGGGGCGUCAGGAAGUUGCGGCAUUUCAAACAUCCCCGAAAUUUUCAAAAAUCAUCACUUCGAAGCUGGAGGCUCACCGCUCAGAGCAGGUCCAAGCAUGGUUGAAAACCGAGGAGGGUCAACUUUGGCGGGAUAAGGAAAUUCUCAUGUCCUUCAGGUGUGGCCGAUACGACAUGCAGACCACGUUGUACAAUAGGCUGGCAGAGUUCUAUCCCGACUUCGAUCCUGAAAAAAUUGGUUUGCCCGAAAUCAUGCCAGAUCCUGACGGGGCCAACGAGCAAGCGAACGAUUUGUCCCUUUUGCACUUGGAUAUUCCAGAUGACUUGGAAGAUGCCGUUCAUGGCUUUGAUUUUGAGACUAUCCUCAAUGGUGUUCCUGAGAACAUGCCUGAUCCUUAGAUCGUAGAUAUGAAUCUCUUAUAUUGUCGUCUUUAUUCUCAUUUUUGUUGGACAUUCCACUUUACAUUCCGCACUUGUGUUUUUUUUUAUUCUCACACUUAGCCAUAUAAGCUUUCCUCUUUGCGCAACUUUGCACCUGUGUCAUGGUUCAUCUUUUC